AUGGAUAAGGUAGCAUAUGUAAAACUACUCGAAGGUGAAGGAAAGCAAUAUAAAAAAAUUGGUUUAUAUAUGUUAUCAGGCAAAGCAGCUACGGUUGAAGAACGUGCGGCAGGUAAAAUUUGUGCGCCACCUAAACUGAAUCCAGCUUACGCUACAGAUCCGAAAGUACGGAGGGUUGGGAAAAUAGUACCUAGAGAACUUAAACAAACACAGCAACCCAAAACACAACAACAACAACGGCAAUACCCACCUGAAGUAUUACGUUUGAUCUAUGGGCAAUAA
Paramuricea clavata is the source of this 282-nucleotide messenger RNA. NCBI's taxonomy places the organism in Eukaryota, Metazoa, Cnidaria, Anthozoa, Malacalcyonacea, Plexauridae. The record is from the annotation of a GenBank genome assembly.